UCGAAAAACUCCUCCUUGCUGCCCGUUAUGGUGCACAUCCACGGCGGAGCUUUUGUGGGUCGUUCAGGGAACUACGACCCAGGGCAGCUUCUCAACUACGGAGUUGUGUUCGUAGGUUUAAACUACCGCCUCAACGUGUUUGGGUUCCUGAGUGUCAGCGACUCAGACGCCCCUGGAAACGCUGGCCUGAAGGACCAGACUCUUGCCUUGCGGUGGGUGCAGAAGAACAUAGCCAAGUUCGGCGGAGACCCGAACAGCGUCACUAUCUUCGGAGAGAGCGCGGGUGGCGCCGCCGUUCACUACCACGUCCUGUCGCCUCUCUCCAGAGGCCUGUUCCACAGAGCCAUCUCGGAGAGUGGUUCUGCUUUGAACCCCUGGGCAUACCACAAGAACACUGAAGAGCGCGCCUACCGCCUGAUCUCCAAAAUAAGGCAGCACGCCAACAACUCUGCAGACCUCCUCAAAAUUUUACGUGCCGCAGAGCCCGCCGAUCUAUUGAAAAACCUAGGAAGAGUUUUGGUUGGGUCAGAGAGGUGGCCUCUGCUGGCAAAUCCCUUCAUACCAUCGCUGGAGUUCCCGAGGAAAGGAGUGCAGCCAUUCCUGCCGCACGAGCCAGCCUACAUCGAGCAGCACGGGUUGUUCAACAAGGUGCCAUACAUAACCGGCGCGGCCGGUCGGGAAGGGGUGUCCUUCAUCGCGGCCAGCAAGCUGACUGAAGAUUCCUACUGGCAAUCCGUCAACCACAACCUGGAGCAUGUGGUCCCAGCCGAUCUGGGACUCGAAACAGGGUCUCAGCUAUCCAAAGAGGUGGCGCAGAAAGUGAAGAACUUCUACUUCGGCAGCAAAAACAUCUCGUACGAAACUCGUGAGCAGUGGAUAGCUCUGCAGACGGACCUGCUGAUCGCCUUGGGUGUUGUGAAUGCUUUUCACGCCCAAGUCAGGCACUCGACUAGCCACACCUACAACUAUCAGAUCACAUACGGCAGCGCCAAACAUUGCAUGGAGUUUCAGUUCCUGGUCUACAACGGCAAAAUUAAAGGAGAAAGUUCAGACACUGUGAAACUUGCUAAGUUUCUGGGACAAAUGUGGACGAACUUUGCCAAGACGGGGGUGCCCAGUGCAGAAGGUGAUGUAGUGUGGAAACCAGCCACACAGAAUGGAAGCUAUCCCUAUAUGGAUAUCAAUCUCCCCUCGGCUCUGAAAUAUAAUGUGGAUAAAGAUCGAAUGGACUUUUGGGAGAAAAUUUACAAGGAAUACAACAAAACAAACUCCACUUUACUGGCAAAUUGAAGACAACAAACCAGGUUAAAAAAAUUAUGCGUAAAUAAAAAAAUUGAAUAGAGCAUCUAUUACACUCAUUUACAAACAAAUAUCAAAAUUCUGUUUACUUGUG
Messenger RNA from Bacillus rossius redtenbacheri, 1393 nucleotides. RefSeq names its product carboxylic ester hydrolase-like. The coding region runs from base 28 to 1290 and encodes 420 amino acids. The transcript is spliced from 3 exons. NCBI's taxonomy places the organism in Eukaryota, Metazoa, Arthropoda, Insecta, Phasmatodea, Bacillidae. The record is from RefSeq and is a predicted model, not a curated record.